This is a messenger RNA of Chara braunii, 1585 nucleotides long. The record is from the annotation of a GenBank genome assembly. NCBI's taxonomy places the organism in Eukaryota, Viridiplantae, Streptophyta, Charophyceae, Charales, Characeae.
UCACGUCUGAGGAUUUUGCAUGGCUUCCUCUCCCGACCACGGGCCGCUUGCCGGAAACGUAAUGCGCAUCACUCUGCGCUCAUCUUCAUAAGUUUUUGUCCUUCUAUGCACCACCAACUUCGCCGAUGGAUGACGAGGUCGUGGUGGGGGACAUCUUGGCGUAUGUUACCAAGGUGGCCCGCGAGUUUCGCACGCAGCGGUACGACGACAACAACGCACCACUGAUGUAUGUCCGCAUCCAAGUUGGGCAAGCAUCCUACAACGCUUUGCUGGAUAGCGGCGCGACUUGCAAUUUUAUGAGCCAAGCCUUUAUGCAAAAGGCUGGCCUUGGCGCACAAGUUCGGAGGAAGGCAAACCCAACGGUGAUCAAGUUGGCGGAUGGUAAGACACAACAACUUCUCGACCGUUACAUCGAGGCCGUACCGGUGUAUUUUGCACCUCAUGCAUGCGAACCGGUCACGUUCGACAUUUUGGACACGGACUUCGACAUUAUUUUGGGAAUGCCUUGGCUUGCAAGUGCGGAUCACACGGUCAACUUCCACCAACGGACUCUUAACGUUGGCAACGCCUUCAGCAUCGAAGUGUCGUGUACCAUUCCUCUUCCGCACCCUUCGAUCCGGUGCCAAGUAGUGACGGCUAAGUCAUUCCGGGCUACUUGCGCCUACGAGCAGCCCGAGGAGAUAGGCCUAUGUUUCCUACGAACCGUCGCGGUAGCCGACUCUUCCCCCACGGACUUGUCUUCGGACCCCCGUGUGGUGCGGUUGCUCGAUGAGUUCGCCGACAUCUUCGAGUCACCUACCGGUGUGGUGCCGGAUCGGCCGAUCUCUCACGAGAUCAUUCUUGAGGUCGGUGUCGUGCCGCCAAAAGGUUGCAUCUAUCGGAUGAGCAAGGAGGAACUUGAGGUCCUUCGUACACAACUCGACGACUUGUUGGCCAAGGGCUGGAUCUGCCCGAGUAGCUCCCCAUAUGGAGCACCAGUUCUUUUUGUACGAAAGAAGAACAAGGAUCUAUGUCUGUGCAUCGACUACCGCAAGCUCAACGCGCAAACCGUCAAGAAUGUGGGGCCUCUUCCUCGUAUCGACGAUCUUCUUGAGCGAUUGGGCGGUGCCAAGUACUUUCCCAAGUUGGACUUGAAGUCGGGGUAUCAUCAAAUUUUGAUACGCCUGAAUGAUUGCUACAAGACCGCGUUCAAGACACGGUAUGGGCAUUUUGAGUGGGUGGUCAUGCCUUUUGGCCUCACCAAUGCCCCGGCAACCUUCCAAGCGGCAAUGACCAACGAGUUCCGUGCGAUAUUGGAUCGGUUCGUGCUGGUCUACUUAGACGACAUUCUCGUCUAUAGCCGGACCUUGGAGAAUCAUCUUGAGCAUCUUCAACGAGUGUUGGAGACGCUCCGCCGUGCCAAGUACAAAUCCAACCGCGACAAGUGCGAAUUCGUCCGGCAAGAGCUUGAGUACUUGGGCCAUUUCGUCACGCCGGAGGGCAUCAGCCCGCUAUCGGAAAAGAUUCAAGCCAUCUAAGAGUGGUUGGAGCCACGUAACGUCACGGAUGUUCGUUCGUUCCUUGGCCUUGCCGGCUACUAUCAGCG